UUGUCUGUUUCAAACCACCGGAAGAGGCACAACUAUUCCACAGACGUGAAAUAAGGACGUAGGAAUCUACUCUCUGUUCGACAAAAGGGUUAAACAGCUGAGCUCAGCAUGAAAGGAACCGCCAAAAGCAAGGUGUUGACAUCAGGGAGACUGACAGGAGGAGUCAGAGGACAGAUCUACAGGAGACGAGGGACUCCUGAUCCAGGAGCGGCCGCCUGUCCUGAACCGGCCUACUCUCUGUACUCCACAUCCACAGAGUCUGAAGAACAGGUCUCUUCUCUCCACAAGGGUCUGGACCGCUGUGCUGCCUUGAUCACUAACAUCCUCCAGGUGGAGAAGGCAGACCCCCCCAUGGCAGCGAAGGGUGGAUCACCAUGUAGCUCACUCAGGAAGAGAACUAUCAAAAACACAAAGAAAGAUCACAGGGGGCGUCAGCCUGGACCAGGCUUCAAAGCUCAACGUCCUGUUAGAAAACCAUCUACUGAUCCACCUCAGACCUCCACCCAUCCACCUCAAACCUCCAACCAAUUACCUCAGACUUCUUGCCCUCGAUCUCAUGCCUCCAUCCCUCCAUCUCAGACCUCCACCCAUCCACCUUCGACCUCCAUCUGUCCAUCACAGACCUCCAACCACCCACCUCAGACCUCCAUCCCUCCAUGCCAGACCUCCAUCUGUCCAUCACAGACCUCCAACCACCCACCUCAGACCUCCAUCCCUCCAUGCCAGACCUCCAUCUGUCCAUCUCAGACCUCCAACCAUAUAUCUGAGCCACAGCCCCUCUUCCAUCUACCUGGGAAACAGACCUCCAAUCAACGAUCGCAGUCCUCGAUCCAUCUUUUCCGGACGUCCGUCCAUCCAUCUCAGCCCUCAAUCCAUCCACCCCCGGACCUCCCUCCAUCCAUCUCCCACACACACUGCAAGGUAGAUUGGGAUAGAGUAGAGGGGGAGGUUGUUCCUGUAAGAGACAUCAGUGUCCAAAGCUGUCCAAAGAAGUCAGACAUGCGGCUGGAGCUUGGACAGGUUGACAGAGUCCUGUUGGACACACCCAGUGGGAGGGACUGCACAGGAGAGACAGAUGAGAAAGUGAAGACGGUUCAGUACUUGCUGGGAGAACUGAAGGCUCUGAUCGCUGGACAAGGCAGUGUAGCAGAGAGGCUGCUCACUCAUCUGGAGCAGACCGUGUCUUCACCGAUGAUGGAUGCUGGGAGUUCAAACAUAUGGACCGAACCAGAACGAGUGUCCCUUCACAGCCAGAACAAUCUGCUCCGCAGGCGAGUGCGGUUUCUUAACCAGCAGUUGAAGCAGAGGGAGAGAGCAGAGUCUCAUCAGAACCAGGAGAUGUUGUAUAACCCAGAAGUGUGGACUUUGCAGGAGGAGCUCAGCACUGCUCAGUCACAACUGCAAGAAGUCCAGGACGACCUCACAGAGCUACGGAAAGCCCUGGAGGAAACACAGAGCCAGCUGACAGACCGAGAGGCAGAGAAGGCCCUCAUCCAGACAGAAUUGGAGGCCACCCGAAGCAGGUUGCUGGACAGUGAGCGAGAGAGGAGUGAGUUGGCUUCACUUGCCCAGCACAGACUGGAAGACAUAGGAAACCUAAACAGGAUUCUCCAGGAUCCCCCUUCAUCUUCGCUGUCAGACACCAGACACCUCUUCAACCAGCGCAGGCCAGAGUAUGAUCGCGUCCCCCAAUACCUGAUGUCUCUGGGCCAGCUGGAGCCCACCCCCUCUGAGCAUGUGUCUGCCGAGAGAGAAGGAAUCCCAGCACCACACCGUGAGGGAGGAGGCCGAGCGGCUCAUGCAACCCCCCCUUUUCAGAGCUGCCAUGAGGACCAAUCACAUGGUUCUGAUGGGAAGCAGCAGCAGGCCCCGUCCCGCUGCGAUGUGGAGUCACUGUAUUCUGACUGUAGCUCCAGCUCGGGCUCCACCUUCAACACCAAAGACGAGGUGGCGUUUCGAGCCGGCCUGGAGGCUCUGGAUGCCAGCAUAGCUAGUCUGCAGAGGACUAUUCAGCUGGACACGAGGAGGUGAAGCACUCAGCUCUGAUGUUUUUAUCAAAUAUGUUGUCAUAUGAUGGUUGUAAGUGAAAUAAAGCGUUUUGUAAUCUGUUUUUCAUUUUCCUGAACUGUAAAUGCAAUAACAAGUUCUUUGUUUUGUAA
Messenger RNA from Gasterosteus aculeatus aculeatus (three-spined stickleback), 2159 nucleotides. It is a transcript of the gene ccdc14, whose product is annotated as coiled-coil domain containing 14. The record is from RefSeq and is a predicted model, not a curated record. Gene Ontology annotation, biological process: protein localization to centrosome. Lineage: Eukaryota; Metazoa; Chordata; Actinopteri; Perciformes; Gasterosteidae. Gene Ontology annotation, cellular component: centriolar satellite.